Messenger RNA from Sitophilus oryzae (rice weevil), 3222 nucleotides. RefSeq names its product methionine--tRNA ligase, cytoplasmic-like. Gene Ontology annotation, biological process: methionyl-tRNA aminoacylation. NCBI's taxonomy places the organism in Eukaryota, Metazoa, Arthropoda, Insecta, Coleoptera, Curculionidae. The record is from RefSeq and is a predicted model, not a curated record. Gene Ontology annotation, cellular component: cytosol; aminoacyl-tRNA synthetase multienzyme complex. Bases 137 to 3043 code for a protein of 968 amino acids. Gene Ontology annotation, molecular function: methionine-tRNA ligase activity; ATP binding. The transcript is spliced from 14 exons.
GCAGAACCGUGAGUGAAACGUCAACGCGGUGUCGUGUAUAACCUGUAUUUUUGUUAUUUAUGCAUGCUCUUUUCAACCUUUUCAUGUAUCGUAUUACAGAAACUAAAGAAACUUAAUUUAUUUGGAAGUUAAAAAGAUGACGACCAUAAUUGGCAAUGAUAAUAAUCCAGCGACGUUAAAACUGGUCAUAGCAAAUAAUUUUGCCAGAACAAAAUGCAAACUUGAUCUCACCCCAAAUGAUGGUAAAAGACAACUACCAUAUUUAGUUGCAAACUCUGACCGAGAAUAUUUCAUUCCAAAUGCUGCAAUAUGGUAUUUAUUGGAACCUUCAGACGAGAUUUCCGAGAAAGUGACUGAAUUACUCGAAUUAGAGGCAAUUGCUCUAUCACCUUCCCUUGCAUUUAUUUUCGGUGGAAAUAGUAAAUCUGACAAAAUCAAAGGUAUCAUAAAAUCAUCCCUCGAUACAAUUAAUUUGGAGAUUAAAGAUAAAUUAUUCUUAAUCGGGGACAGUGUUUCAAUAGCUGAUAUUGCUAUUUUUAGUACUUUAUAUCCCUUAUAUAAAUCAGAGAAAUUAUUUAAGGAAUACCUGGCAAAUAUGGCUAAUAUUGUUCAAUGGAUUAAGUCACUUGAAGAAAAGCCUGAGAUUAAGGAUGCUUUAAAAGUGAUUUUUCAUGACAAAGUUAACAUUGGCCAUGCAUCAUAUCAUACUUUGCUACAAAGUUCGAAAUAUGUACUACCACAAGAUGAUUCGAUACCUAAUCAAAUCCAAGAAAAAGAAUCACCUACACAUGAAAAAGAGUCUCCAAUUCAUAUAUCUGAGGUGGUUGGCAAGGAAGAAUUAGAAGCAGUGGAGAAAGCAUGGAAAAAAGAUAUAAAAAAUUUGCCAAAAUUAAAGAAAAUAAAUAAUAUUGUAUUGCCAAAAGCUGGAGAAAAGAAUAUUUUUAUUACUUCAGCAUUGCCCUAUGUGAACAAUGUUCCUCACUUGGGCAAUAUUAUUGGAUGUGUCUUGUCGGCUGAUGUGUUUGCAAGAUUUUCGCGGCUGUGCAACAAUAACACAUUGUUCAUUUGUGGUACUGAUGAGUAUGGUACGGCAACUGAGACGAAAGCUUUGGAGGAAGGCUUGUCGUGUCAAGCUAUUUGCGACAAAUACUUCAAAAUUCACAAGGAGAUUUAUGAAUGGUUUAACAUCAGUUUUGAUCACUUUGGAAGAACAUCCAAUCCAGAACAAACAGAGUUAUCUCAAGAUCUAUUCCUGCAACUAAAUAACAACGGAUUUAUGUUUACCCAGUCGGUGGAACAGUUGCACUGCGAAAGCUGCGAUCGCUAUCUCGCCGAUAGAUUUGUUGAAGGCGGUUGCCCAAACAUCGGUUGCAACUAUGAAGAUGCUCGGGGCGAUCAGUGCGACGGUUGCGGCAAACUAGUCAACGCCAUCGAGCUGAAAAAUCCCCGAUGUAAAGUUUGUGGGAAAACUCCAGUAUUGAAGACGUCUAGUCAGUUUUUUAUUGACUUGCCUAAGCUGGAACCAUUAUUACGUCACUGGAUGAAAAUUUCUAGUCCUGGCUGGUCCCACAACGCCGACGUCAUUGCUAAAUCUUGGCUAAAAGAAGGUUUAAAACCUCGAUGUAUCACCAGAGAUUUAAAAUGGGGUGUUCCCGUUCCCUUAGAUGGAUUCAGGAAUAAGGUCUUCUAUGUAUGGUUUGAUGCCCCAAUUGGGUACAUUUCUAUAAGUAAAGCCUACACAAAGGACUUUGAACAAUGGUGGAGACCCGCACCAGACGCGAAAGUCACCCUGUAUCAAUUUAUGGCUAAAGACAACGUUCCCUUCCAUGGAGUUCUUUUCCCAUCUAUGUUGUUAGGCGCUAAUAGGGGAUAUGUUACUGUGUCACAUAUUAUGGCAACAGAGUACUUAAAUUACGAGGAUGGCAAAUUUUCGAAAUCUCGUGGAGUCGGAGUAUUUGGCAACGACGCUCGCGAUACGGGCAUCCCCAGUGACGUGUGGCGUUUCUACUUGUUGUACGUUAGACCCGAGUCCCAAGAUUCCAGUUUUAGUUGGAGCGAUUUAGUCACCAAGAACAACUCCGAAUUGUUAAAUAACCUUGGCAAUUUUAUCAACAGAGCUCUCGUUUUCGCUAAAAACAACUUUAAUAAAACGAUCCCAAAGAUGGAAUUGGAUCAAGAAGACUACAAUUUACUAGCUCUUUGUACGCGCGAAUUAAAAGGCUAUGUCGCUUCCUUGGAAAAGGCUAAAUUAAGAGAUGGCAUCCGACAUAUUCUAGCCAUAUCCAAAUUAGGCAACCAGUACAUGCAGUCGAAUCAACCGUGGGUGAAAUUGAAGGGAGAUGAUAAAGAAAAGUUGAGAGCAGGAACUGUUAUAGGAAUGAGCUGUAAUAUUGCUUGCUUAUUGACGACACUCUUGGAACCGUACAUGCCCGAUACUAGUGCCAAUUUGAAGGCUCAGUUGAAAUGUGACAAUGUUGUGCUAGAUCCAGAAAACGUCGAAAUAAUAAACUUGCUUCCUGCCGGUCAUCAAAUAGGCGAGCCUUCACCACUGUUCGCUAAAAUUGAGCCCUCGCGAGUUGACGAAUUGAAAAGAAGAUUUGCCGGCACACAAGUCGAGAGGAACGGUAUUGCAAAGACCGCUGUGAGUGCCGAUGUAGCGACUUUGGAAGCCCAAGUUGCUAAACAGGCUGAUAAAGUGAGAGCUUUGAAAUCCAGCGCAGCGGACAAGACCAUUUGGCAACCGGAAGUAAAAAUCUUGUUGGAUUUGAAGGCCAAAUUGGAAGCUGUCAAGAAAGCUGCGACACCUGCGCCUCCAGCAGAUAAGCCUCUGGUAAAUGGAGUUGCUGGUAAUGGUGAAGAAAUCAAAGCCUUAGAAGCAGCAGUAACUGAACAGGGUUUGGUAGUGAGAAAACUAAAGGAGGGUGGUGCUGACAAAUCCGUUUGGCAGCCCGAGGUCCAAAAGCUGUUGUCGCUCAAAAAUCAACUAGCCAGCGCCACCGGAUCUCCAGUUCAACCGGCGAAGGGCAAGAAAAGUAAAAAGUAAGGUUAGAGAAUCACUAAAUAUAUCUCUAAAGGUUGUCUUACUUUCUAGUAGUUUAAAUAUACCUUUUCGACGUAAAAUUGCGUAACUUAUUUUUAUAAUUUAUGCUGUACAAUUUUUUAAAUUGCCACUUAAUCGGGUGGUUUAUUUUGAGAAUUACAGAAUAGUAUUAUUUAUUUUAA